Messenger RNA from Protopolystoma xenopodis, 312 nucleotides. The record is from the annotation of a GenBank genome assembly. NCBI's taxonomy places the organism in Eukaryota, Metazoa, Platyhelminthes, Monogenea, Polystomatidea, Polystomatidae.
AUGCUAUGGAGUGGUGCCGAUAUUGUGAAGUUCCCUGCUGUGAAUGAUCUGGAGGAAGAGUUUGCUGCAAACGCAUCUGGUUCUGCUGAUGAUAAUGGUGGUGACGAGUUAGAUUUUGAUGUGGCCUAUGAGUGUUCUGUAAAUGGUGUUGGACAGGGGUAUGCAGAUGUGCCUGGAUACCUUCAUGAGCAUGAACGUUUUGUGGGGGCCAGACAGGCCUGGUUCGUGCUGCCGGAACCUGAAGAGGAAAAGCAGCAGCAGGUGUCUGCUGCUGCAUUUGCAAAUGCUGUUGUUGUUCUAAAUGAGCGGUAA